Molecule: messenger RNA, 7531 nt
Organism: Uloborus diversus
Lineage: Eukaryota; Metazoa; Arthropoda; Arachnida; Araneae; Uloboridae
Product: pyruvate carboxylase, mitochondrial-like
Biological process (GO): gluconeogenesis; pyruvate metabolic process
Cellular component (GO): cytoplasm
Molecular function (GO): pyruvate carboxylase activity; metal ion binding; ATP binding
Source: RefSeq, a predicted model, not a curated record
CGAAAAUUCUCUACUUCACAUUCAAAUCUUCCGGCUUAUUUAUCUUUAGUCCUGUCUACAUGUUCUUCGUACUCUUCAGUGACUGAUAAUUGUAAAAAUGCAGCUGGUAUUUAUCAAGAAUUGCCUUAAGAAGUCCAUUGUGUUACGACCAUCUGUGUUUUACCAAUUUCGACAGAAUCAUGGAGCUCCAGUACAUAAACCAAUCAAAAAGAUUCUUGUUGCCAACAGAGGUGAAAUUGCUAUUCGAGUUUUUCGAGCAUGUACUGAACUUGGGAUACGGUCAGUUGCAGUCUAUUCUGAGCAAGAUAAAAUGCAUAUGCAUCGACAGAAAGCUGAUGAAUCAUACUUGAUUGGAAAAGGGCUGCCUCCUGUUGAAGCUUACCUUAAUAUUGCUGAAAUAAUAAAAAUAGCACAGGAGAAUGGUAUUGAUGCAAUACAUCCAGGAUAUGGUUUUCUUUCUGAAAGGGCUGAUUUUGCACAAGCCUGUAUUGCUGCUGGAAUUCGAUUUAUUGGACCGUCUCCAGUUGUUAUGGAAAAAAUGGGUGACAAAGUAUCUGCUCGAAAGUCAGCUAUUGCUGCUGAUGUUAAAGUAGUGCCUGGGACAGACAAGGCAAUAAUUGACAUAAAUGAGGCUGCUAAUUUUGUGAAAGAACAUGGUCUGCCAAUCAUUUUGAAAGCAGCAUAUGGUGGUGGAGGUCGUGGAAUGCGAGUUGUGAAAAAAAUGGAAGAAUUUGAAGAACUUUUUACAAGAGCUGUAUCUGAAGCUACAUCAGCAUUUGGCAAUGGUGCAGUUUUUAUUGAGAAAUUUAUUGAAAAACCUCGACAUGUAGAAGUUCAGAUACUUGGUGACAAUUAUGGUAACAUAAUUCACUUAUUUGAAAGAGAUUGCUCUGUUCAGAGACGGCAUCAAAAAGUUGUUGAAAUUGCACCUGCCCCAAACUUUAGCCCUGCUAUUCGUGCUAAAAUGACGGCAGAUGCAGUGAGAUUAGCAAAAUCUGUUAAUUAUCAAAAUGCUGGCACAGUUGAGUUCCUGGUUGAUGAGAAAGGAGAUUACUAUUUUAUUGAAGUAAAUGCUCGUCUGCAAGUAGAGCAUACAGUAACUGAAGAAAUAACUGGGAUUGAUUUGGUUCAAUCUCAGAUACGUUUAAGUGAAGGAUACAGUUUACCAGAGCUAAAAAUGAUUCAAGAUCAUAUUCAUAUAAAGGGCUGUGCACUACAAUGUCGUGUAACAACUGAAGAUCCUGCAAAAAAUUUUCAGCCUGACACUGGUCGCAUAGAGGUUUUCCGUAGUGGUGAAGGUUUUGGCAUUCGAUUAGAUGGAGCAUCUGCCUUUGCUGGUGCUGUUAUUUCACCUUAUUAUGAUUCUCUUUUGGUCAAAGUAAUAGCUCAUGCAUCUGAUCUAACAGCAGCUGCAUCAAAAAUGAAUCGAGCUCUACGAGAAUUUAGAGCAAGAGGUGUAAAGACGAACAUUCCUUUUCUUCUCAAUGUGUUAGAAAAUCCAAAAUUUCUCGGUGGGACAAUUGAUACAAAUUUCAUUGAUGAAAAUCCUCUCCUUUUUCAUUUUGAAGCUACUCAAAAUAGAGCACAGAAACUUCUUCGUUACAUUGGGGAUGUAAUGGUAAAUGGACCUGCAACACCUUUAGCUACAAAAUUAAAACCUUCUGAUUUAGAGCCCUUUGUUCCAGAAGUGCCUUCAGGUUUCAAGCCAUCUAAAGGUUUCAGAGAUAUCCUAUUAAGAGAAGGUCCUGAAGCAUUUAGUAAAGCAAUUAGAAAUCACAAAGGUUUACUUUUAAUGGAUACUACAUUCCGAGAUGCUCAUCAGUCUUUAUUAGCCACUCGGGUCAGAUCUUUCGACUUAUUGAAAAUCUCACCUUAUGUUGCUCAUAAUUUUAAUAAUUUCUUCAGCAUAGAAAACUGGGGAGGUGCUACAUUUGAUGUUUCAAUGAGAUUUUUGCAUGAAUGUCCAUGGGAGAGAUUGCAAGCUAUGCGGAAUCUUAUUCCUAAUGUUCCAUUUCAAAUGUUGCUGCGAGGAGCUAAUGCUGUUGGUUAUACAUCAUAUCCUGAUAAUGUUGUUUUCAAAUUCUGUGAGAUGGCUAAAAAAUAUGGCAUGGAUAUAUUCAGAGUAUUUGAUUCUCUUAAUUAUUUACCAAAUUUACUAUUGGGAAUGGAGGCAGCUGGACAAGCAGGUGGUGUUGUAGAAGCAUCUAUUUCAUAUACUGGUGAUGUUUCAAACCCUAAUCGCACUAAAUAUGAUCUUGAAUAUUAUGUGAAACUUGCUGAUGAACUCGUAAAAGCUGGAACUCACAUACUUGCCAUUAAAGAUAUGGCCGGCCUAUUGAAGCCUCGAGCUGCUAAACUUUUACUAACAGCACUUCGUGAUCGCCAUCCAGACAUACCUAUUCACAUUCAUACUCAUGAUACAGCUGGAGCUGGUGUUGCCUGUCUUUUAGCAUGUGCUGAAGCGUCGGCUGACAUUGUGGAUGUUGCGGUAGAUUCUAUGUCUGGCAUGACGUCUCAACCCAGUAUGGGAGCAGUUGUAGCAUGCCUUCAAGGCACUGAUUAUGAUACUGGUAUUUCCCUGGACAAAGUUACACCAUACUCUGCUUUUUGGGAGCAAACUCGCACACUAUAUGCACCCUUUGAAUGCACAGUAACCAUGAAAAGUGGAAAUGCGGAUGUAUACGAAAAUGAAAUUCCUGGUGGACAGUACACUAACCUUCAGUUCCAAGCCUAUAGUUUAGGUUUAGGAGAACAUUUUGAAAAAAUAAAAAAAUCUUAUGCUGAAGCUAAUAAACUAUUAGGAGAUUUAAUAAAAGUAACACCAACAUCCAAAGUUGUUGGUGAUCUUGCUCAAUUCAUGGUGCAAAAUAAACUGUCAGCCAAAGAAAUAUCAGAGAAAGCUGAAGACCUUAGUUUUCCGAGUUCAGUUAUUGAAUUUAUGCAAGGGUAUAUUGGUGAACCCCAUGGCGGCUUUGUAGAACCUCUUCGAUCUAAGAUUUUAAAAGGUUUACCAAAAAUUGAAGGCAGACCGGGAGCUAGUUUACCCCCAUUGGACUUUGAAAAGCUUAAAUCAGAUUUAGAAGAUAAACAUGGGAUGACGAUAGAAGAUCAAGAUGUUAUGAGUGCAGCUAUGUAUCCCAAAGUCUGUGAUGACUUCUUGGCUUUCCGUAAUACCUAUGGACCAGUAGAUUGCCUGAACACACGAGUCUUUUUAAUGGGUCCUAAAGUUGCUGAAGAGUUUGAAGUAACUCUUGAAAAGGGCAAAACUUUGCAUAUUAAAACUCUUGCUGUUUCUGAUAGUAAAAACAGUGCAGGAGAGAAAGAAGUGUUCUUUGAACUGAAUGGACAGUUGAGAUCCGUUUUUAUCCGAGAUAAAUCUGUCAAAGAGGAAGUUCAUGUUCAUCCUAAAGCAGAUAAAAUGAAGAAAGGAUCCGUUGGUGCUCCAAUGCCGGGAACAGUUAUUGAUGUUAAAGUAGAGGAAGGAAAGAAGGUUGAAAAGGGAGAUGCUAUGAUAAUAUUAAGUGCCAUGAAAAUGGAAAUGGUUGUACAAGCCCCAGUUUCCGGAACUGUGAAGAAAAUAUUUGCUACUCCUAAUAUGAAAAUUGAAGGAAAUGAUUUGCUUGUUGAAAUAGAAGAAUAAAUGGGAUGUUCAUAUUUAGUAUAUUUGUACUUGAGAUUAGUCUAAUUAUCAGGUGUUUCUUUUUGUUUUGUCUUUUUGUCCAAAUUUGCCUUUAAAAAAAAAAAUUCAUUUUGAGAUUAUUGAAAUGUAUGCAACACUAUUGCAAUACAUUGUCUUGUAACUCAUUGUUUAGCUUUGUUAAUGUAGGAAGUCAUGUGCCUUAAUUAUAUACUUUGAAAAUUUAUCGAACUGUUGAGUCCAUUUGCAUUUAAUAAGUGAUAUUACACUGAUCUCUUCAUCUGUUAUGAUUUUACUACACCACUUAAACUACAAAAAAAACUCGGUGCUUAUUUAAAAAUUUUUAAAUUAUAUUUUCGAAAUAUGUAUCUUUUCUGGUUGUAUCCAAGUAUUCUAUGCUUUUAUCUUAUUUUAUCUUUGGUGUUUUAAUGUAUUUUUAAGUAAUUUCUUUUGACUUUUUAUGUUAAUAUUUGAUUGUUUAGCGCUAUAUGUUUUGUUAUUUAGAAUUAAUUUUUGUUACAACUCAUUUAUUUGAAAUCUGUUUUCAUUUUUAAACAUCUGUGCCAAAUGCUCCCCAAAGUAUUUAAACUUUUAUUUUCAAAUGGAAAAGAAGUAGUAAAAAGAUUGUUGAUAUUAUUGCUGCUUACCCCACCCUUUUAAAUUUUAAAUAUUUGUUUCAUUUUUGGUUUUAAUUUUUACAGUGAGUUGUUAAAUGUUACUUUUAAUUAUUGCAUUUUGAUUUAGAAUUUUCAGUGGUGUUCAAACUGUGUUCACUGUUUAUGUAUAUAUGUCUUGUUUUUGUAAUGAAAGUUUAUACUGAAUUGCUUUUAGAAUUUCAGGUAAAACUUUGUAUUUUUAAAUGAAUAUUUUAGUAUACAAUAGGUUCCUUUCUUUAAUUGGAACCUCAACUUUUCUCGGAAAGCCAGUUAAAAUAAGUAAGAAGUAAACUUGCCCAAAAUUACUUGUAUAUUAAUGCACAUUAUUGCUGGGGUUUUAUUUUAAAUUAUUCAAUUAAAAUAAAAUUUCUUUGAAAUAAAUAAAUACCUUUGUGCUAAAAAGUACAAUAAGAAAUGACAACGUCAAAUUACAGAAAUUGCAGACUACAGCAAAAACCUAUUUUGGCAUAAUCAAGACACAUUUUUCAAUACAAAACAAAUGAGCUUAUGGAUGAAAAGACAUCCACAUCCGACAAAGACUUUUGUUGCUUGUGUUUCCAUCCAUAAAAUCAUUCAUUUUGCGUUAAAAAGGGCUUUCCUUGUAACACCAAAACACAUGGCUGCAGUAUUUCUGCAAUUUGUGCUUUUUGACAUUGUUAUUUCUGAUUUGAAAAUUUCUAUAUUUUACUUUUCUUUAACUAUAUUUAGAAAAGAAAUGAAAUUUAUUUUUGUAAGUGCAGUCCAAUUCACAAUAACUUGGAAGACCAAAAACUCGAAUAUUGCUAUAAUUAAAGUUUUUUAUCAAGUCUUGACUCUUUUGUCUUUAAUUCCACACUAAUUACUCUCAAUAUCUCGAAGUUAACUUCCUUUAACUUGAAGUUUUUUUUAAAGAUGACUCGAAAUUUAUUCCAAAAGAACGAAAAAAAAAGGAAACAAGUGACUAUGAGGAGAAAAAUUAAUUCACCUUCACUUGCAAUUCCAGCACAAUAGACCCCUAAACUCCAGUAGACAGCGUUCAUUGUUAACAUUUUACAGUUUAUUCAUUCCCCUGAAACGAUACAGUCUUACAAUUAAAACGGUUAAGUUGCCAGAUUGAGAUCAGCCUUGUCACAAUAAAGCCUUUCCCUGCAUGUUAAACAUUGCCAAAACAUAUUAUCAAAUUAUCAUGCUUUGGCGCGUGUUUCAUUGUUGAAACACGUGGAUUACUGGAUCAUCGGCUAUUAUUUAUGUGAGGGUUUUUUACCUUCCUUUUAUCCACAAAUUAUUAUUGUUUUAAAAAUUGUUUUGAAAGAAAAGAGGUGAAAAUCUAAAGAGAAAAUAGCUUCAAAACCCUACAUAUCACUUCGAAAUCUUUGCACCAUCUAUUACAUUCCAAUGGGGAACAUAUCUGUUGAAUUGACGCAUUCUGAUUAAUUCGUCUUGUCUAAUGUAAAUUAUUUCUAACUGGAAGUGUUAGACUUGAAUCUAACUAUCCCUGCAGAAAUUUAUCUAUUUUACUGUAAGUGUGUAAAAAUUAUUAACACUACUGGAAGCUUUCAAAUCAUCUUGCUAUUCAGGUUUUUUUAAUGGCUUAUGAUUUUUCACUAAGUAUGUAAUUUUUUUUUGAAUUCUGUAUUGGAGAUAAUUUAUAUCUUAAUUUCUGUGGAAAUCAUGAACUAGCUUUUUCCUCAUGCAUAAUAGUGACUCAUUUUACUUUGUGUGUUAAAAAAAAUUAAAUCAUAGAGUCAGUUUUUGUGGAAAAGCUACAUUAGAACUAGUGAAAAACUUUUUUUGUUAAAAUAUCUGUUGUUUUAAAAGUAAAAUCAAUGUAUUAUAAAAUACUUUAUUAUUGGCUGUGCUUAGUUAGUGUAUAUGAAUAUAUUAUAAUCUAUUAUUGAUUUUUACUGUAAAAUAUUUUAGUUUUCUUUCUAUUGCACUUUGGGUUUUGUAGCUAAAAGUUGAGAAUUUCUAUAUAGUGUUAAAACAUCUUAUUUUUUGGAAAUUGAAAUUAGUGUGUACCUGCUAGAUUUAUUUUGGUUUCUGAGCGUUAUGAAUUUUUCUUAGCAACGUUGAAAACUGCUGCUUCCAGUUAUAUUCCGUCGAUUUCAGAGUACUUCCAUGACAAAAAAAGAAAAUGAUAGAACUUGUGCUUUAAGCAAUACAACAGAGCAUUUAUGUGAUAUUGUGCUAUUGUAAGCAAAAAGGCACUUUAGUUUGGUCUCUGUUUUGCUACAUUAAAACUUUUAUUACUUUUUUUUCUAUUUUGAAUUUACAAUAAUGAAACAAAAACUAGAAAUAAAACAGAAAAAAAAAGUUUUCGCUUUAAGGCCUUUUUUUCUUAUAGUGGCAGAAUAGAUUAGAUUUAAAACGGUAUAGUUAGUAUGUUAAAAGAUUUCGGAUUGUCGUACUGUCUGUAUAGUUGACUACUAAUGAUACUGUUUAUCAGUGAGAGUAGUGAAUAUUUUGAUACUUGAUAAUUAUAUGUGUAUAUUUGUUGAUGUUUGUAAGAAAUAAUGAAUUUUAUUGUUAUGUGUCUGUGAGCUGUAUUCAGUGCUUAGUUUAUAUUGCAUUCAUGUAUAAAUAAUUUUAGCAUUGAUUUUAUUUAAGGGUUAUACAUAUUUAGCUUAUUUAGCUUUUCUUCAAAAGAGAAAUCCUUACUUCAGUUGCUGGCCAAUGUUUUUAUUUUAUUUAUUUAUUUUUUUAAUAGAAGCAUUUUAUGCAAAAAAGAAAAAAAAAAACUUUUCUAGUCAUAUUUUGGAAAUUAUUUAAAAUUAUGCAAAAACAUUAGUUAAUUAAAUAUUUUAAAUUUACAAAUAUUCACCAUUUUUUGCCAGUCUGUGACUAAUUCCAAAACACUCUAGUAAUUGUAAUGUUGCUUUAUUUACUGUUCUUAACAUAAAAAUCAGAGAAACUGCAUCUUGUAAAAUGCUGAAUGACUACCAGAAUGGAGGGAAUAAUCAUGCAUUCAAAAUGAAGGAUUUUAUUGCCUUGGGUUUUAGUAAAUGUGCAAAUUCUAUUUUUUUUUUACAUUGCCAGUAUUAAUUCCUAUCUUUGAUGUACUUAAAUACUUAUUUUUUGAGAUUUUAAUGCAGUCAAAUCUUACUAUCUAUUGAGAAAUGUUUGCAAAUUUUUUAUUCCUGUUAUUUGUUCCUAGAAAAUGAAACAAUUUAAUAAGUUGUUUUUGUCAUACAAUACAUGCUCCUCAUUUUUAACCCAUCUUACAAUUGAAUGCACAUUGUUAUUCCGUAAGAUAUUUGUA